AUGAGCGGAGCGGGGCCGGGGCCGGGGGCGGGCUGCGGAGGAGCCGCCGCUCGGGGGAGGGGGCAGCCCGGCCCCUAUAUCCGCCCCGCCCGGCGGCCGCCCCAGAACCCGCGGGGCCCGGCCCGAGCGCGACCCCCGCUCCCGGAGGGACCCCCAGGCCGGCCGGAGCCCGGCGGGACCCGCAGCCGGCGGGACCCCGAGCGCAGAGCGACCCCCGGGGCUCCGGCCAUGGGCCGCGGGCGGGCCCUGUGCGCGCUGCUCGCCGCCGCCCUGCUGGCCGCGCAGGCCUUCCCCCAGACCAACAUCAAGAUCAGCCAAGCCAUGCCUGAGCCUGUCCAUGCCUACUCCUGCCCGCUGUUCUGGACAGAGUACGAAGGGCACUGCUACCGCUACUUCCCCAUCAACAAAACCUGGGCUGAGGCCGACCUCUACUGCGCCGAGUUCUCCAUUGGCAUCAGGUCAGCCAAGCUGGCCUCCAUCCACAGCUGGCAAGAAAACGUCUUUGUGUACGACCUGGUGAACAGCCGCGUGCCCGGCAUCCCCACCGACAUCUGGACGGGACUCAACGACCUGCGGCAGGAGGGUCACUUUGAGUGGACAGAUGGCUCCUCCUACGACUACCAGUACUGGGAUGGCAGCCAGCCUGACGAUGGGAUCCACUCCAUCCCCGAGGAGGAGGACUGCGUGCAGAUCUGGUACAGACACAGCAGUGCACUGCGCUCCUGGAACGACAACGCCUGUGGCAGAGCCUUCCCCUUUGUGUGCAAGAUCCCCUCGCUGGCCCUGGACUGAGGCUGCUGCUGCUGCCCACACCCCCUUCAUUCUGGGCCACCUCUCCAGCUGUGCUGGGCUAGAACAGCCAGGACAUGGAUGGGCUGGCAGGG
This is a messenger RNA of Melospiza georgiana, 884 nucleotides long. RefSeq names its product C-type lectin domain containing 19A (gene CLEC19A). Gene Ontology annotation, molecular function: signaling receptor activity. The record is from RefSeq and is a predicted model, not a curated record. NCBI's taxonomy places the organism in Eukaryota, Metazoa, Chordata, Aves, Passeriformes, Passerellidae. The coding region runs from base 1 to 792 and encodes 263 amino acids. The transcript is spliced from 5 exons.